This is a messenger RNA of Cucurbitaria berberidis CBS 394.84, 781 nucleotides long. RefSeq lists its product as uncharacterized. The transcript has a single exon. The record is from RefSeq and is a predicted model, not a curated record. Lineage: Eukaryota; Fungi; Ascomycota; Dothideomycetes; Pleosporales; Cucurbitariaceae. The coding region runs from base 152 to 559 and encodes 135 amino acids.
CUGUCUGGCCAGCUACAGGUCAGACUCCAGCAGGCUGGCUUGCGUCACAAAUACGGCGGUAACUAGGGCUGCGUUACCAUCAGGAACGUCGUGAGAGGGCGGAUUGGUUUGUCGUGGAUAAGCAAAGAGGGCGACACGAGUGUGCGUAGAGAUGGCCAACACAGCGAAUGGGAGUCUCCGCAGCUACUCACGCGAAGCAAGCUGGCCGUUUCGACUACAGCACAGGAGAUCGCCACUCCACAGCAUGCCUAGUUUUCCGAGCUUUACGGUUAUCGAUAGGCCGGGAUUUGGUUUGCCCCUGCAUAACUCACAGGCCUCAGCGCAGACCUCAAACCUGCCCUCGCGCCCCCUGUACAGAGGCUUCCCUCCAUCGAGGCCGUCUCCGCUCUUUUGUUUCAGAAACAAUUAUCAUCCGAAUGUCCCAAGGCCAAUCACCAACCAUUGGGACCUGCCGAGAGGUCUGAUCGCUUGCUGCUACACCACUCAUCCCGUACUCCCUCCCCUGCCGCUAAACCAGGACAGGUAUUGGAGCCGGAGAGGUCCAUCUAUCGUUGCAUGAGAGACUUACCCUGUCGAAUAGCCUAUGCUUCUCGACGAUGAUCCGCCAGGCACUGGCUCCUGGUCCCUGACAUCGCUGUACGAGUCCCUCCAGACCGCCACAGAAUAGGGAGGUGGGCAAAAAUGGGCAUCCUAUAUAACCCAAGUCUGUUCCGCCUUGUGUUCCCUCCUCACCGCACGCACACCACCACAGUUCCUGUUGACUUGUCUCUAUUUAUUCUUG